Pectinophora gossypiella (pink bollworm) is the source of this 1215-nucleotide messenger RNA. Its product is annotated as aldo-keto reductase family 1 member B1-like. NCBI's taxonomy places the organism in Eukaryota, Metazoa, Arthropoda, Insecta, Lepidoptera, Gelechiidae. The record is from RefSeq and is a predicted model, not a curated record. The coding region runs from base 77 to 1024 and encodes 315 amino acids. Gene Ontology annotation, molecular function: aldose reductase (NADPH) activity. Gene Ontology annotation, cellular component: cytosol. The transcript has 8 exons.
CCUCGGACUAGUAUACGUCUUAUACUAAAAUUAAAAAGAUUUAUUUUAAUUUCUGAAGUCUUAAAGUUGUUUUAAAAUGGCCAAUGUUCCUGUGAUCACGUUUAAUAAUGGCCAGAGCUGUCCUAUGUUGGGCCUUGGUACUUGGAAGUCAAAACCAGGUGAAGUCACUCAGGCGGUGAAGGAUGCCAUCGACAUUGGGUACCGUCACAUAGACUGCGCGCACAUCUACCUCAACGAGCCAGAAGUGGGGCAGGCGCUGGCUGAGAAGUUCCAGCAGGGUGUCGUCAAGAGGGAAGACAUCUUCAUCACCUCGAAGCUGUGGUGCACGUUCCACCGGCCCGACCUGGUGGAGCCUGCUGUCAAGACCUCAUUGAAGAACCUCGGGCUGGACUAUCUGGACCUCUACCUUAUCCAUUGGCCGCAGGCUUAUAAGGAAGAUGGCGACCUCUUCCCCAAAGAUGCUGAAGACAAGGCGAUACCCUCCCCAGUGGACAUCGUAGACACGUGGAAGGCCAUGGAAGAGCUGGUUGACAAGGGUCUGGUGAAGAGCAUCGGCGUCUCCAACUUCAACAGGAAGCAGCUGGAGAGGAUCCUGCAGAAUGCCCGGAUCAAACCCGCCGUACAACAGAUCGAAGUCCACCCUUACUUAAACCAGCACAAGAUGUUUGAAUACUGCAAAGCUGAAGGCAUCGUGGUGACAGCAUACUCGCCUCUAGGGUCCCCGGACAGACCCUGGGCUAAGCCAGGAGACCCCAACCUGAUGGAGGACUUACGGCUGAAGGGCGUCGCCAACCGACACGGGAAGACCGUGCCGCAAGUGCUCAUCAGAUACGCUAUCGACCGCGGGAUGAUAGUGAUCCCGAAGUCCGUCAACAAGGACCGUAUAGCGCAGAACUUCGAUGUGCUGGACUUCCAGCUCUCUCCUGAGGACCUGCAGAGCAUCGCCGAGCUGGAGUGCAACGGACGCUUGUGCAGCAUGGGAGACACUCACCAUCCUGAAUAUCCAUUCCACGAAGAGUAUUAAAGAAAAAACAAGAAAGAUUCCUACGAAGUGAAAAAUGCACAUUGUGUUAAAAAAACAUUUUGUUUGUGGUUUGUUUUGUUGUUGAUUUGUAUUGUAUGUAGGUAUGCAAGUGUGGCUGUAGAAUAAAUAAAUAAUUAAUCUAUCUAUCUAAAAAUAUUGUACCAAAAAGUAUUUAAUAAUAAUAAAUUUUA